This is a messenger RNA of Cylicostephanus goldi, 204 nucleotides long. Lineage: Eukaryota; Metazoa; Nematoda; Chromadorea; Rhabditida; Strongylidae. The record is from the annotation of a GenBank genome assembly.
AUGGAAUCAGCUGCAAUCCUCGGCGCUCUGGACCAAGAUAUUGCUGCUGAAAUCCUUCCUAGCACAUCGACUGCGAUAGAUUCAGAUGAGGAGGCUUUGAAGAUAUCAGUUAUUGACGUUGUUGCUGAUAUGAUUGUUACCUAUGGCUGCAGAGAUGUACUCAGCUGGUGUCGUAGCGCAGCUGGGGAUUCUGAUAAUGGGCGA